Messenger RNA from Coregonus sp. 'balchen', 10621 nucleotides. Lineage: Eukaryota; Metazoa; Chordata; Actinopteri; Salmoniformes; Salmonidae. The record is from the annotation of a GenBank genome assembly.
AAAAAUCUGAAUUGUCAAGAAUCAGUUUUCACGGUUCUCACCAAUAAUAAGCUAGUUCACGUUAACUAGCUAGAUAAGUAGCCUACUGGAGGAAAUUAUACAUUAAUACAUAAGUAGUUCAAUUUUUUUUCUGUGGUUUCUUUUUGGCAGGUGAUGGUAACCCAAGACAACAUGAGAUAAGAAACGACUGAUCAAGCUAACGUUAUUGUCUGCCCUUGAGAGAAUAUCGGGAAUCCUCUUAGUAGAAACAUUUUUUCCUAACAGACUGGAAAUAUGCAAACCUAGCUACCUGGCAAUACAUCUUCCUGAUGGGGUGUAGUGCUACUUCUGUGUACCACAGUAAUACAGUACUACCUUGACAUUCAGGAUUCAUAGCUUAGGCCUACUUGUGUUGAUCAGAUCAUCACUCAAUAUAACAUUUACAUUUGCAUCAGUAGUCUAGCAACUGCUCCACCAUUUUGGGGGUUCAGUCAAACAUUACUGUAUUUCACACAUUUCUGACUGAGGGUUAGUAAAGUCAGCUUUCUGUCAAGAUGUUUUCCGCUCUGAAGAAGCUAGUUGGUUCUGAAUCAGGCCAGCCGAGGGACAAGAGCAUCCCUGCUGGUAUGCAGUCCAUGAACCAUAGUUUACAGAGACGUUUUGCCAAAGGAGUACAGUACAACAGUAAGUUAUGCAUAUUUUUUAUGCUGAUAGCAAUAUAUAUGAUAUAAUAUAGGUUACUGUACAUGUAUUAAGACGUAGGCUAGUCAUACUUUGUUUUGUUAUUUCUCCCAAGUGAAAAUAGUUAUCCGUGGAGACAGAAAUACUGGAAAGAGCACUCUAUGGCAUCGACUGCAAGGAAAGAAAUUCACAGAUGACUACAUCCCCACUCAAGAGAUCCAGGCAACCAGCAUCCAUUGGAACUACAAAAGUAAGAGAACUGGGCUCCUACACUUUACUUGCACACUUUGAUCAAUGUUUUAGUCCUAUGUUUUUUACUUACUCCAGGCUAAAACCUAUCUCAAAUUCUGCCAACACAUUGUCAAUGUAUACUUAUGAUGUACUUUUCCUGCUUCUGCAACUGUAAUUCACUUCAGUUGAACAUGGCACAUAUAAAGGUAAAUAAUAUCCAGGUAAGCCUACUAGGUUUGAGAAAUAGUAUUGCAUAGUUAGCUAGAUCAAUAGCUUUGCCUACAAGUGUUUUGUGGGAUAGUGAAAACACAAACUCUCUAGUGUACACCCAGACCACAGUAGGCCUAUUCCCUCAAACAGUUUCCCUCCUCAGACCGUGUGAUUAAUAAAGAGGCCCAUGGGUAAUGAUGCAAUUUGUCCUGUAGUACAGAAACAACUUUGUCCAGCUUGCCUUUCCCAGCUAUCAUAUGUGCGCACAGAGCCUUGGGACACAUACUAGUAGUUUGAGCUUUAGUAUGUGAGGCUUUGUCAGUUGUGAUUCUUAUUGAGAUGACUGUUUCUCUGUAUCUCUCAGCCACUGAUGACGUGGUCAAGGUGGAGGUGUGGGAUGUGGUGGAUAAAGGUGAGUGUGAUGACUUUGUUGGGCUGGGUGAAUGUAUGUGACCUACAUGAGUCAUUCAGUUGAUAUCUACAGUUUCUACUGCUGUAUUAGAAGUGUCCGUGUAUUUUGUAUUAUCCCAUUGCCCAUCCGUACAGUUACAAUUUUUUUGUUCAGAAAUGUUUAUACAUGCCUAAGUCUUGGUUCUGUGGAUUUUUUUUUCUCCUCAGAAUAUUAAUGUUGUUUUUCUUGCUCCUCUUUUUUUCACUUGCCUCAGGCCAAAAAUACCCUCUCCCUGAGGGUGUAGGUGAGAGUCACUGUGUGCACUGAUGUAGGAUCUUAAUUUGAUCACCCUGUUGCAGGAGAACUUUCCUGCAAUGCAAAAACGUAUUGUGUGUUUAAGGUUUAAAAAUGCUUCUGAAGUUUGUAAUUUCCACUUUGAAAUGUCAAACUUGAUUUUCCCUUACGAAAAAUCUAUCAACCCCUACAAAAAUUUCCAUUAAUUUUUAUCCACGUAAAAUUCACAUUUCCUGUUGCUGCAGGAUUAUUUUCCUGCUGUAGCAAACUGGCUCAAAUUAAGAUCCUACAUCUGUAGUUCCUAGAAGUUAGUUGCUUGUAGGCUAGUUGCUCUUGUGCUUCUGUUUUAUCUGAAUGCAAACACAGUGAAGGUUGGUCGUUGCUUAGUUUGCAGUGUGGCUGAAAUAAAAAGAUUGCUGAUUGCUUUCUAGAAAAUGACUGUUUGACUACUUUGUGUGCUAUAACCUGGAGCUACAGUCAAGAAAGGUUUGACUAUCUCUUUUUAAAAGAAGAUAAUUGAGUACGUGUUUGCCAAUAAGAACAUAAAAAGAGCUUUUCUGCUUCUGUCAAUACUGUAUUUGUUGCACUUAGCUAACGGUAAAGUUAGAAGUAAAGGGAUUCACGUUUUUGUGUUUUAAAAUAAAUGCCAUGUGUAAUCAUACUGUAUUGGGGAGAACAAGUAUUUUAUUCACUGCCGAUUUUGCAGGUUUUCCUACUUACAAAGCAUGUAGAGGUCUGUAAUUUUUAUCAUAGGUACACUUCAACUGUGCGAGACGGAAUCUAAAACAAAAAUCCAGAAAAUCACAUUGUAUGAUUUUUAAGUAAUUAAUUUGCAUUUUAUUGCAUGACAUAAGUAUUUGAUCACCUACCAACCAGUAAGAAUUCUGGCUCUCACAGACCUGUUAGUUUUUCUUUAAGAAGACCUCCUGUUCUCCACUCAUUACCUGUAUUAACUGCACCUGUUUGAACUCGUUACCUGUAUAAAAGACACCUGUCCACACACUCAAUCAAACAGACUCCAACCUCUUAACCUCUCAAUUAUUCGAAAAUGGAAGAAGUUCAAGAUGACGGUCAAUCACCCUCGGUCUGGGGCUCCAUGCAAGAUCUCACCUCGUGGGGCAUCACUGAUCAUGAGGAAGGUGAGGGAUCAGCCCAGAACUACACGGCAGGACCUGGUCAAUGACCUGAAGAGAGCUUGGACCACAGUCUCAAAGAAAACCAUUAGUAACACACUACGCCGUCAUGGAUUAAAAUCCUGCAGCGCACGCAAGGUCCCCCUGCUCAAGCCAGCGCAUGUCCAGGCCCGUCUGAAGUUUGCCAAUGACCAUCUGGAUGAUCCAGAGGAGGAAUGGGAGAAGGUCAUGUGGUCUGAUGAUACAAAAAUAGAGCUUUUUGGUCUAAAGUCCACUCGCUGUGUUUGGAGGAAGAAGAAGGAUGAGUACAACCCCAAGAACACCAUCCCAACCGUGAAGCAUGGAGGUGGAAACAUCAUUCUUUGGGGAUGCUUUUCUGCAAAGGGGACAGGACGACUGCACCGUAUUGAGGGGAGGAUGGAUGGGGCCAUGUAUCGCGAGAUCUUGGCCAACAACCUCCUUCCCUCAGUAAGAGCAUUGAAGAUGGGUCGUGGCUGGGUCUUCCAGCAUGACAACGACCCGAAACACACAGCCAGGGCAACUAAGGAGUGGCUCCGUAAGAAGCAUCCCAAGGUCCUGGAGUGGCCAAGCCAGUCUCCAUACCUGAACCCAAUAGAACAUCUUUGGAGGGAGCUGAAAGUCCGUAUUGCCCAGCGACAGCCCCGAAACCUGAAGGAUCUGGAGAAGGUCUGUAUGGAGCAGUGGGCCAAAAUCCCUGCUGCAGUGUGUGCAAACCUGGUCAAGACCUACAGGAAACGUAUGAUCUCUGUAAUUGCAAACAAAGGUUUCUGUACCAAAUAUUAAGUUCUGCUUUUCUGAUGUAUCAAAUACUUAUGUCAUGCAAUAAAAUGCAAAUUAAUUACUUAAAAAUCAUACAAUGUGAUUUUCUGGAUUUUUGUUUUAGAUUCCGUCUCUCACAGUUGAAGUGUACCUAUGAUAAAAAUGACAGACCUCUACAUGCUUUGUAAGUAGGAAAACCUGCAAAAUCGGCAAAAUGUAUCAAAUACUUGUUCUCCCCACUGUAUAUGGCUCAUAGAAAUAGAAUCACUAGAACCGGAAUAGUCCCUCAGACCUUAUUACAGACUCAUUGAUUUGGAUGAGGAUGCCCGUUCGAGGGAUUUUAUUUCUAUGACAUUGCUUUCUCACAUUGUUACGCUUGACGGCAAUAGUUCAAUGUAAUGUCUAGUUUUAUGUUCUGAAUUGCAGCUUCUUGACAUUCUGCUUUCCCACAGGCCGAGGUAAAAAGCGAGGGGACACUUUGAAAGUGGAGAAUGAACCCCAAGAGGUGAUUAUCACAAUAGAUAUUUUGCCCUUUAUUUGGCUCAUCUAACAAGUCCCACUGGGGAGCUUUUUUGUAUAGUAGCUAGUAAGCGGUAAACAAAGGUCACAUUGUCAUAAGACUCAUUUAAUGUUCAAUUAUCUAAAUAAUAACGUUUGAUUUGUUGCAGUCUGACGAGGUGGCCUUGGAUGCAGAGUUCCUCGAUGUUUACAAGAACUGCAACGGUGUGAUCAUAAUGUUUGACAUCACCAAGCAAUGGUCAGAGUCUGUGUUGUGUGUUAUAGAACAGUCCAAUACAUUAGUUACAAGGUUUACAUUACAUUUUAAAAAUGGCAGAUAUUCAAGUACAAUUUAGGAGACCAUAGGGCCCUGGUGAAAAGUAGUGCACUACAUAGGCCAUAGGGUGACAUUUGGGACAUAACCAUGGUUCAAUUAAUAAAUCAAUGAACUCUAAUGAAACAUUAGGUCUCAGUAAGCCUGUGUGUGGCCAUAAACCACUUAGCCCACAGUGGCUGGCUGGCAUCUGACUCUGCUUAGCUUCAAAGUCAGAACAAUGUGAAACAGAUUGCCAUUGUAUUCACUUUGAACUUGGCCAAGUAUGGGGAGACAUACAUAUUUAUAAUUCCUCACAUAUGGAGAAACAAUAGCUAUACGUUUGUUUUAUUCUUUUUUUAUGUCGUUGCAGGACAUUCAACUACAUCCUGAGAGAGCUACCCAAAGUACCCACUCAUGUUCCAGUGUGUGUCCUAGGUAACCACAGGGACAUGGGUGACCACCGUGUCAUCCUACCUGAUGACAUCCGCCUGGUUAUCGCUAAUCUGAAUAGGUAGUUAACUGAACUCCCUGUUUUAGUUUUGUUAGGGUUGCAAACAUUUUCUGGCCAUAAUGUCCUAGUUUUCCUGAAAUCAGGAGGGAAAUAUAAACAAAAUUGUGAAUCCCCCAACCAAGAUUUCUGGAGAAAUUGGGGAAUGUUGCUUACAUUUUGCAACAAUUACUAGUAGUCAUAAGCUGAUCAAUGUGUCUGUAUACUUGACUGAUGGUUUCUUGCAGACCCAUGGGUUCCUCCUAUAUUCACUACGCUGAAGCCUCUAUGAAGAAUGGAUUUGGCUUGAAAUAUUUACACCGAUUUUUCAACAUUCCUUUCCUGCAACUUCAGGUUAGUUCUAGCUUUGACUACAUUGUAUUGUGAAAUAUAUACCUUUGCUAUGGUCAUAACCAUCUUGAGUCAUGAAAUCAGAUCAGAAAUACCGCAGGCACAGACUAAGUACUACCCACUCCCUAUGAAAGGGUUUCUGAGAGUGCUUGUGAAAGGAGUAUUAGUGCUCUGGUUCAUAGUCAGUCAUUCCAUGCCCUCUCUGUUGAUCUCUACAGAGGGAGACUCUCUUACGGCAGCUCGAGACCAACCAGUUAGACAUGGACGCCACUCUGGAGGAGCUCUGCGUGCAACAGGAGACUGAGGAUCAAAACUAUGAAAUGUAAUGUGAUAUUUUCACUCUGUAUCAGUUUGUUUGGCAUGUUCAGUGAUAUUAUCACUCUGUGUAUCAGUUUUUGGCAUGUACACUGAUUUUCACACAGUAUAUCGGUGUAUUUGUGUUUAUAGCAGUGUAUUUGUGUUGAUAGCAGUGUAUUUGUGUUCAUCUUUAACACUUAUAGCAGAGUUUUGAGAUGUUUCUUUCUUUAUUGAUGCAGCACCGAUUUUACCAAUACUAACAACACGGCACCCAUUGUUUUGCAGUUUCUUGGAGAACAUGGAGACCCGCAAUAAAGGCUAUGGUUCACCUUGUCCAGCCAAUGGUCAGAGCCCUUCCUCGGGCUCCCAAUCCCCCAUCGUCCCUCCAAGUGGGGCCUCCACUGGCAGCUCUAGCCCUGGGACCCCUCAUCAGCCACCCAUCCCUGGCCAGGUCCCCAGCCUGCAGUCUCCCUCGCCUUCUCCUCCGCCUCCUGCCCUGCCAGCCGGGAUGGUUUCCCCCACCGCUGAGCCUCAGUCCCCCACUCUGACGCAGGCUCAGAGUCCUGAUCAUACUGGACCGUCACCAUCUCCCCCGACCCCUGCCCAAGCCCUGCCUCCUCAGAAACGUGGCCUCAUCUCACGUCUCUUUGGCUCCGCCCCUGCCCCAGAAGCACCUGCAGCCAUGCCAGGUAAGUCUGGUCGAUGUGUCAGUGUUCAACUAUUUCCAUAACAAAGACACACUUCACAGACGAACGGACAGAAGCAGUGAGUGGCCGCGGAAUGUUAGCGAUCACCUGUAUAGUGUGGGAAUUCAACAUGUAGAAUCAUCUGGAAAUUAACAGAAAAUAACGACCAAUGUUCUGUUAAAUGGCGAUAGGACGGCCAACCACUGCUUUUAAUCGUUUGUCGUCAGUGUGUUUUGUCUAAUAUUGUAUCCUAAAAGCCCGGGAAAGGACUAGGUUAUGCAUGUUAAACCUGUGUGUAUUAGACCAGGAAGUAGUCACAGGAAAUCUUCGUGAAUGAUUGGAUUUCUGUGAAGUAUUUGUAAGGACCAUUGCACUGCUUGGAACUGGAAUCUCAUCUGAGGGACAGGAUUUUUUAAAAACUGAAUGAAGGAAAACGGCAUGCUAGAACCUUCCAUGUGGUAACCACCAGACUCUUUUUGGCAGUUUUACAGAACAACACUUUGUAUUGAGGGAGGUAACUCAUUGAACCUUUUAGCCCAAUAUAGUUUAGCAGGUUUUAAGCACUCUGUUUGCGCUCCAGGUUCUCCCCUAAAUUGUGCUGGGUUGUUUUCAUGUAUUGUUGGUAAAAACAUGGAUUCUGGGAUGAGUUAUUACUAUACAAUAUCAGUGUAAGUCUGUGGCGUUAAAUAAUAAAAGGAUGCAUCCCUAAUGGCACCCUAUUCCCUAUAUUUUGCAGGUCAAAAGUAGUGGACUAUAUAGGGAAUAGGAUUCCAUUUGCACAUCAAAUGCUAUUGUGAUCUCUGUCUGCAGAGCCAGAGCCUGCCCCUGUGUGUCCUGCUAACGUUCAGAGUGUGGAUGACUUUGUGCCAGACGAGGGUCUGGAUAAAAGCUUCCUGGAGGACAGCCUCCCCUGUAAAGUCAAGGUCCCCCAGCCAGCACCUGCACUGGACAGUGACAGGUAAGCAGUAGCAGAGUGUGGAUUCUUACUUUGACAGAUGAGAACGUAUCCCUGGCCAUAGAAAUAAGAAUGAAUAGAUCGGGCUUGGAACCUCUAACCCUGGCAAUUUGACUGGUAAACUGAUAGGUACACUCGCAAUUGCUUCCUGUUAUUGUGAUGUAAUAAUUUCCAUGGUAAUGUAAGUGUUCAUUAAAAUGAUGCUAACUCAUGUGGCUCAUGCAAUGGAAUAUAUUUUUUGUAAUGUCAUGUAAGUUUAUUCAACAAAUCAUAGCACAGCUUGAUGGGUACACUUCCUGCUUUUACUUCCUGCUUUGCUCCUAUGGGUACACUUGCGAUGGCCGCCAGUCCACCCAUUAUGCCAUCAUUGACUUGAAUGGGGACACCCAUUUUAUUUAUUCUUAUUUCUAUGUCCCUGGCUGUGUCUCAAUUGGCACCCUAUUCGCAAAGGGCUCUGGUAAAAAUGUGUGCACUAUAUAGGGAAUAGGGUGCCAUUUGGGACGUAGAGCCUGUCUGUAUUGCCACUAGUUAUUUCCUUCCCUGCUGGAAAAAAAAUGUAUACUCUAAAGUUCACAGCACACAGUACCAUCUGGGGGAAGCCAUCUGUGGUGAGAGUUUUCAGAUGGCUCUAUUUACUCAACGCUUUCAUUGAAAUAGAAUGUGAAAGAGAGGAUUUAAGAAUCACCAACAAUGUUUUCGGUAGAGAUGAGAGAACACUGGAAUACAUAUAUUUAAAAAGGAGAAGAACAAAACCUUUAGAUGCUCUCUGUUGUUCCCUUGUGUGUCCCCAGUGAUGGAGAGGACAGAGGGAACCCUAUGGUGGCAGGUUAUCAGGAUGAACUGGACCCAGAUGACAAAGAGCUGCCCCAGCCCAGCACCCUGGGCCUUCUCACCACUAAAGACUUCACCAUGUCCAGCGAUGAGGAGGAAGCACAGCCCCCACCACCACCAGCACCCGCUGUCACUCAUGAUGACCACCUCGACCUUGACAGUGAAUCAGAGCUGAAAAGGUAAGCGGCAAAUAAAUGUCCAUGUUAAUGUAGUUUCAUAAAGAGUAAACGUACGUUUUUAAGUCACUUUUUUUUAUUCUCUGUUUUAGGCCCUUCUCAUCGUUCAUAUUUGUUAAUGUAGUGUCAUCUAUAGUAAUAAUCAGUGCUUUGUAAGUGGUAUUUUUGUUUUCCAUUUUAGACCAGGCACUGAGUCCAUAAUGCCCCAUGCCAUGGAGCCUCAAGCUCCGGAGCCUUUGACUCCUGCUUCCCAGCUCUUGGAGAACACUGUCCUCUUGGAGGCAGAGCCAAUCUCCCUCACCCCCCUCACCAUGACCCCUACACCUGCAGUAGCCCUGGAGCAGCCAGGCCCCCAGCCAGGCCCACCCAGAGCGAAGAAGGGGGGAAGCCCUGGGGUGGAGGGUUCAGACUCUGACCCAGAGGCCCCUGUUGCUGAACAGAUGCUUUCCUUCAUCAUGGAUGAUCCUGACUUUGAGUCUGAGGAGGAGGUGGUUAUUCAGAAGAUAACUAAGGUAGCUAUGGCUAAAUUAUGUUAUUUAGGGUUGUAGGCUACAAUUCAUGGUUAGAUUGAGUAGUUGUCAACCUAUAGAAAUUAUUUUCCUGGUAAAAUAUGCAGUGUUGCAUUGUGAAAUAACCAAUACAUUUUCAAGAAAUUAUCUGAUUGGUAGUUUAUAUUAGGAUACAUGGUUAAAAUGUAGCUCAGUUGGUAGAGCAUGGCGCUUGCAACGCCAGGGUUGUGGGUUUGAUUCCCACGGGGGGCCAGUAUGAAAAAUGUAUACACUCACUAACUGUAAGUCGCUCUGGAUAAGAGCGUCUGCUAAAUGACUAAAAUGUAUAUUGGUAUAUGUGAUAGUUUGGACUUGUGGGAUUUCAUUCUUUCCUUCUGCAUCCGUCCACAGGAGGUUUUCCCAGUCAGGGAUGAAGUACUGUCUGAUCUGGAGCUGUCAGAUGAUGACAUCCUUCCAGCCGUGCUGAUCCCUGAGCCUCUGAAGCCCACGCUGGUCCUGAAGUCCUCCUUUAAGAGCAAGAAUGAGACAGACCUGUUUGGCUUGGGCUUCACGGAGGAGGCCCCCAGAGCCAAGGACAGCAGCGAGGACCUAGGUAGCAAGUCCACUACUACAAAUCUACAGAGAACAGGGUCGUAUUCAUUAUUGCAUAUUGUAUUAAAACGUUUUGCAACGGAAAAAGAAAACAAAACUGUCUUAUUGGACAAGAGUUUAGGUAGUCCUUCCCUGUUUCAGUCCAUUUUCUUCAGUUUGGUAUCUAGUGAAUAUGACCCAGUACCAUAGAAUAGUACCAUAGCACAUGACCGAGAACAGUACCAAAUCGUAUCACAUUAUAAAACAAAAUUGCAUUGCAUUUAUUGCUCAAAUUAUAUGAAUUGCUUUUCAGAGAAGGAAAGCAAACACUCUUCAAAAGAAAAGAAGAAAAAGAAGAAGAAAAGCAAAGAGGUAAGAGUGUGGAUGUCUUUUCAGAUGGCUAUCUUGUCAAGUGAAGUGGCGACUGUUUACUGUAUACAGCAUGGGUAGGCAACACUGGUCCUGGAGCUCCGUAGCCACUUCAUGUUUUUGAUGUAACCGACCUGGAAGACCAGGUGUGUUGAAUUUAGGCAAUCACUGAACUGAUCAAUUAGCUCAGUUGGUCAGGUGUGGUGCCUAGUUGGAACAAAAUCCUGCAGUACCUGCGGCACUCCAGGAACAGGGUUGCCUGCCCCUGGUAUACCGCAUAGUAGACUUACAUAAAUUACAAAUAAAAUAUCUGACAUUCUGUGAAAUGAUUCUGCCUUUUUUCUUAGGAGGAGGAGAAGAGCAGCAGCAAGAAGAAGCAUAAAAAGGACAAGAAAAAGGAGAAGGAUGAGACAGGAACAGGAGAUGACCAAGAGAAGAAAAAGAAGAAAUCUCGGACCAAGAAAACCGGGGAUGUGGAUGACUUGGAGGAUUUCUUGGCUGGAGGGGAGGGGUCAGCAAAUCGAGAGGGCAGAGACUAUGAAGAACUCUAGAACCCAAGUCCUCCUUUUUUGGAACUUGACUCUGAAGAGCUGCAGAAUCCAAUUUGUCGUUUGAAACCUUUUGGUUCCUAGAACCAGAUUAAUUUGUGCACAAGCAGCAUCCGCAAGCCAUAACCAUUGUCAUGCUCACCCAUUCCCAGGCAAAAACCUAGACUCUACGGUGGCUGUAUGUUGCAUUGAUUUUAUUUCCCAUGAGCGCUACUGAUCACACUCUUGACCUUUUGGAUGAGAUGAGAAACCGGAAGGAGACUUACACCCACUGUGGUGUAACACAAACGUUAUGAUAACUGCAGGGGAGCCACUAAGGAAAGAUUUGA